Molecule: messenger RNA, 2404 nt
Organism: Monopterus albus (swamp eel)
Lineage: Eukaryota; Metazoa; Chordata; Actinopteri; Synbranchiformes; Synbranchidae
Gene: klf4
Product: Kruppel like factor 4
Exons: 6
Coding region: 1-1590 (529 amino acids)
Biological process (GO): regulation of transcription by RNA polymerase II
Molecular function (GO): DNA-binding transcription factor activity, RNA polymerase II-specific; RNA polymerase II cis-regulatory region sequence-specific DNA binding
Source: RefSeq, a predicted model, not a curated record
AUGUUAAGAGGUCAUCAUCCUGGGACCGGCAUUAAGCCCGCCUUGUCCUCUCCAGCCGGUCUGAACCUACAGCCUGUUCCUCCCUUCCUGAGUACAUCCUGCGAUAUAGUGAAAUAUAACCCGCGACGCGUAGCAGACACUUUAAACCUGGGGAUAUUUAGCCAAAAGCCAGUGCAGUCAGUCGCCACGCCGAAGAACAACCGAGAGGACUCCCACUUCUCAUUGGUGAGGCAGCCUCCAAAUGACGUCGAGAUGGCAUUAGGUGGGACACUUCUGCCAUCCAUAUCCACGUUUGCCAGCGGCCCAAACGUCAAGAGUAAAUCCGUAGGAAGUGCCAAUUUAAGAUGGAAAGAGGAAUUGUCCCACCUUAAGAGACCCAGUGUGCCAACCGGAAGCAACUGCCCUGACCCAGACCGUCCCACUGCCACCAGCGCCACAAGUGCCAGCAUGUCCAAGAAAGAUACAGAGCCAGACCUGGACUUAGACUACGACUUUAUUCUGUCUAAUUCAAUUCUUCAGCAGCAGCAGCAGCAGCAACAACAGCAGCAGCAGCAGCAGCAGGAUGAGGCCAUGGCAUGCAGCUCUGCUCAGACCUUGUCUCCUUCACCCGGCUCUUUCUCCUCAUCUUACCCUCUCCCCUCACCUCAGGGCACUGCCAGUGAGCUGCUUUAUACCAUCCCAGAUAUCAGUGAUGUUUCACCCUCAGGAGGCUUUGUGGCAGAGCUCAUGAGACCCGAACUGGACCCGGCAUACCUCCACCCAACCAGCCUUCAUGGCAAGUUUGUUGUCAAGACAACAGUGGACAUGGGAGAAUACUGCCAAGGCGUGAACAUAAGCAAGGCCUGUGUUAACGCCCCAUCAGACCCAGCUUCUUCACGUGCCUCACCGUCCUUUACCUGCCACAGGAUAAAGCAGGAGAACCCCAGUAACUGCACCAUCUCACAGCCCAUGGAUCUACACAUGGGCUCCCUCUGCCCUGGCGUAAAUUCCCAGGGCCAAGGGAGCCAGCAACAGCAGCGCCCCAGCCACUUGGAUCUACAUGGGUUCCCUGGUGGAGGACGGCCCAUGACGGGCGACAGGUUAUCCUCAUCCUCUUCCCUCUCCCCAGACCAUCCGCUGAGCCGGGAGCACCAGGUGCUGGGGCAUCCCCACACUCAGAUCCCUCUGCCUCCCCAGGGAUACCACCAUAGCUCCCCACAGGGCUUCACCUCCUACCCUCAGUCAUCAUCCAUGCAGUACCAAGAGUCCCUCAUGAUUUCUAGCGGAGACUGCUUGCCAGAGGAGCCAAAGCCUAAACGUGGUAGACGCUCCUGGCCUAGGAAGAGAGUCGCCACACACACGUGUGACUAUGUCGGCUGUGGGAAAACCUACACAAAGAGCUCCCACCUCAAAGCGCAUCACCGCACACACACAGGGGAGAAGCCUUACCACUGUGACUGGGAGGGCUGUGGUUGGAAGUUUGCACGUUCAGACGAGCUCACGCGCCACUACAGGAAACACACAGGGCACCGGCCAUUUCAGUGUCAGAAAUGUGACCGGGCCUUCUCGAGGUCAGACCACCUUGCUCUACAUAUGAAGAGACACUUAUGAGACCUGUUAGGAGGACCAGACUGGACGGCAAUGGAUGAAGGCUCCAAAAAAUGUUAGCUGAACCCUGAACAAACUUGAGCUACACUUUUUAAAACCAUAAUUUGCCUUCAGGCCAUUGUCAAGCAACAAGACAAGCUGUGGUGUUCAUGGCAAAAAGAGCAUUACUCUCUCAAGAGCCUAGAAUUUCUUUCAAGACUGAUCCCAUCUUUGCACACUGUGCAGGCAACUCGACGAGACCUCUCAGUCAGGGUUGCGAACUUUCAUGAAAGGGACCAAACUGGAAUUUGUCCUAUUUAACCGACAAAACUUGGAGGACCAGGUGCCAACAAUUUUAAACUGGAAAUGUAUGUUUGUCAGGGAAACAGGAGCAACAGGCAAACAUCUCCAGAGGCCUUCUAACAGCAAGACGCCAUUAAAGGCUCUGUUAACAACUACACACUGUUCAGAAUACUGUAUUAAUAAAUAUCUAUAUUUAUAUACACAUUUCACCUGCAAUGCCAUUAAUUUCAGGUACAAUGUUAAUUUAUACAGAAUGGUGCUCAGUGAGUCUGAAGAAAGUUCUUUUUAAAAGAAAAGGUACCAAAGAUUAAGGAAAACAUACCAAAUGGGUGAAAAGCAUGAAAAACUGCCACACGGUUGUUUGCGUGUUUCUCGGAAACCUCUCUUCCACAAUCAGACUUAAAUCAGGUGAGCACUUCACUUUUUAAAUGGUGAUGGCAAUCUUCAAUGCACUGCAGUAGCAAAGUGCAAUAAUUUAUGAGAUGUUCAUAUUUUUGUAUUGAAUGGAUAACUCUGAACAAAAAAUCUUUGUUUA